GCUGUAGGGGGAGCCUCGUUGAGCCCCGCCCCGUCCAGUCGGUGGCUGCACUGCGGAGUCAGCCGUCCUCCGUAUGCAUUCUCCUCAGCGUUAUGUCUGAGAGCGACCUACCUGACGUGGUGUGCCCGGACAUGGGCGCCGACCACUCGGAUAAGCCGAGGCUUCGGCGCUGCUAUACCGGCCGGGUGACGGUGGAGCCGGUGCUGUUCUUGGCCAUGUUUUCAAUGGCGCUUCAGGGCCCGCUCACCACCCAGUAUCUGUGGGAGCGGCUGAGUGCCGACCUCGGCUACAACGGGAGCAAGACGGAGGGCUGCACGAACAGCACCAACCCCAUGGAAAAGGAAGUGGAAUCCCUUACAUCACAUUGGAGUCUCUACCUGAACCUGAGCGGGUUACUUGUUGGCCUCUUCUCGGUGAUGCUGCUCGGCCCCUGGAGUGAUCAUGUGGGCCGGCGCUCAGUACUCAUCAUUCCAUUCAUCGGACUGGCCUUGCAAGUUGUCAUCUACCUUGUGGUCAUGUACCAGGAACUACACGUUGGCUAUUUAUUGCUAGGACGCAUUAUUGGUGGCAUCACUGGGGAUUUCAACAUGAUCCUUGCUGGCUGUUUUGCCUACAUAGCGGAUAUCACGGAUCGCCCAUCACGGACAUUCCGAGUUGCCAUCUUGGAAGCUUGCCUGGGAAUUGCUGGUAUGAUAGCCAGCAUUAUUGGUGGACACUGGCGGAAGAUGCAGGGCUACAUUAACCCUUUUUGGCUAGCCUUCGCUGUGAACAUUUUUACAGCUGCUUAUGUUUAUUUUUGUGUCAGGGAAUCGGUGAAGGACAAAAAGCCGUCCAAACUGUUUACUGUCAGACAUUAUCAGACAAUUUUCCGCCUCUUUACUUUGCCUGGAGACAAUGGCCGUCGAAGCAAGCUUUUCCUCUACUGUUUGGCUCUCCUGCUGGUGGUGACUGUUCACAUGGGGGUCAAGGACUUGAUGGUGAUCUAUGAGCUCAGCUUUCCCCUCUGCUGGGAUUCAGAUCUGAUUGGUUAUGGAUCAGCAGCAGAACAUCUCACAUACCUUAGUAGCCUGGCAGGGUUACGACUCUUCCAACUGUGCAUAGCAGAGAGCUGGGUGGCAGAGAUGGGUUUCUUGUCAAACAUCUCGGGCCUGGUGGUCUUCUCCUUGGCUGUAACUACUCAAGUUAUGUUUACAGGGUACGGCUUAAGGUUCUUCUCUAUGGCAACUACUCCAGUUAUUAGAUCCAAGCUGUCUAAACUGGUGGAAGAGGGAGAGCAAGGGGCAUUAUUUUCUGUGGUUGCUUGCGUGGAAGGAGUCUCAUUCAUCUUGGCCACCAGUAUCUUUAAUUCUUUGUAUCCAGCUACACUGUACUUCAUGAAAGGGUUCGCCUUCCUAUUCGGAGGAGUUUUGCUGCUGAUCCCGGCAGGAAUCAUUGGGUUAAUUGAAAUUUGUGGCCAGAAACCACUGUACAGCCAGUUUGCCGAAAUUUCCUGACUGCCUUAGUGCAGUAUAUUACAGAAGUGAAGAUGAAGAAUCCACUGUGAAGGAGUUGGGUUAUGGAGUGUAUGAGGCCACAUGUCGCUAGUGAUGGCUUUAUCCUCCCCAGGGACCAGAGCCUGAAGACCUUACACAUUAAACACUUUCUAUUAAUCUUUACCUCAUGUUCAGUCUAUGCUGACAUGUAGGAUGCUGACUCUGUAUUUAUUGUGUGUAAAGAUUUAACCAUCUGUGGGCCAGAUGGUCAAUGUGAGACAUCAGGUAAAAGUACCAGUCCAUAAUCCCAAAUUGGUAUUUGAAAUUGGGUGUAGUUCAGUCCUGCAAUAACCUGUGUAGUCCUAGAUCUGUCAGGAACAGCCUGACACUUGGCAGAUGCAGGGCGUUGUAGAUAAAACUUAACUUAGUGGCUUCACUGUGCUUAGUGAAGGACUUUUGUACUGAGCUCCCCCAUCCAUUUGUCACAAACCCACCUCAUAGUACUGAAGUGCACAGCUGUGUUUGUAUUGUUGCCUAAGUAUCUACAGACAAGCCAUGUGCAUGAAUCUACUGCUGCUAAGACACUUUACGUACGUGACUCUAUAGAUUGAAUUGACUUCCAUAUAUGUGAACGUACAGAUGUAGCCGAGCUAAAUUUGUCAUUGAAGCGCAUUGCUUGUGAAUCGUAAGUCUUUAAAUUAAGGUAACGCUCUAGGUAUAUCUGCAGUGUUAUGACACAUCUCAUAUUAAUAUUCUAAUAACAUAAAGCACUGUACCAAAUGACAAACCAUGCUUUACUGUAUUUUGAAAGUAAUCACUUUUUGAUUUUGAAUUUUAAUACCUAUAUUUCUACGUGUUUGUUCUAAGUUAAUGUUAUCUCUGAUGCCAGAUUCUGUAAAAUAAUGCAGAGAUUAGACAUAGCUGACUUUGAAAUUGCCUACUGUGCAAGCUAAUACAGUCUGCUUUUAUACACAUCUAUUACCCCGCAUGGCUACUUAUUAUUAAUACUGCCAAGAUACUGUCAUACAGUGUGAAACAGCCACUUCCUCUCACAGUGUAUUAAGGUGACACAUUUCUACAGUAAGAUGUGAAUGCAUUAGUGAAUAGAUUUAGAUAAGGUUAAACAAAUGCCCCCGAUAAAUAAGCAAGGUGUGUCCAAGCUGUGUUACUGUGUAAUACCGCUAUACCUUUGCCUGCUUAGUUAGUGGCUUUAAUUGUUUAAAAAUUACUUUUGUCUGCAGUCAGUAACAGUCGGGGAGGGAUGGCCAGGGGUCCGCAUGGCCCCAGGGCUGCACCACAUCUCCCUGGCAAUGUUAGCGCUUGGUCAGCUGUGUGAUUGACACACAGGGCCUCCACGCAAGUGAGGUCCAUCCUCUACUACAGCGCACCCAAAAUGUCUAAUGCCGAUUUCUCCCAACUCAGCGCAUGUGCACAGCGAUAGAGGUAGAGAGCUUUCUCACUCUGUCAGUCACAUAGCGGGCCAAAUGCUGAUGUUGCUGAAGAGAGGUGGUGCGUCGUGGGGCAUUGUUGACCCUGCCACUCCUCUCUGACUGGUACUCACUUCAGACAAAAGGGAUUUGUGAGCACAUAAAGCCACCUAUUAAGCAGCAAAAUGUUGUUAGUGAGAGUUGCGCCUCAAUGCAAGUCUAUGGGAGGGGGCUUGACAACCGUCACACCCCCCUCCCAUAGACUUGCAUUGAAGGAGAUGGGGCAUGAUGUCAUGAGGAGGCGGGGCUAUGACGUCACGAGCUCCCAGCGCCGGCUCCAGCAUUCGGAAUAGUUUGUUCCAAAUGCUGAGCAGCGGAGUACCCCUUUAAGUCUGUGUUCAGAUCAUAUUUUGAUCUCCACUUUGCAUGUAUGGUGGAAGGAGCUCCCCGAAGUACACACUUAUUGUGUAUAAAGGGUUCCAUUAAACAGGUGGAGUCUAAACGAUAAUCUUACUGGCCUCAGUUGGGCUAGUAUACAUAAUAGUAUGAGUAUACAAAAGAUAAAUAUAUUUAGUGUACAUAAGACUAUUCCAAAAGGGGGUAUUCACACUUAUAGUAUCCUGUACAUAUUCAAUGAACAGGAUUAUUGAAGCUGCAGAUGUGUUCAGUCAUUUAGUUUACAUUGAACUCUGCAGCAUAAAAACCUGCCCAUCAAAUAAACGCAGGCUCCUAUAUGUGUGAAUACACCCUAAAACUGUAUUCUGUUAGACAAAAAAUGUAUUGUACGAUAUACAUUUUUUUUUUUUUGUCUUUUUCAUUGGUGCCCUACAGAGAAGAGAUCUGAACACAGCCUUAAUAUGGAUUUAUUCCAUCCAUUGUAUGUAAUAACUCAUUCCAUUAAAUGAUAAAUAUGCACAGACUAUAUGACGUGAUAGAUAUGACUUGUACUUGUUAAACACUUGGGGGUCCAUUAGACUGGGCAACACCUUGAAGGGGUAUUCAGAUUUUUUUUAUUUUAAUAAAUAAAAGCCCAGGCUGUUGUGUGUCAAAUGGCAAACUAUACUGUACCCACCUCGCCUGAUUCAGUGUUCUGAUCCACCCCAGUGACAAUGACACCUUUUCUUACAGUGCCCACCUGAAGAAUGGGCAAUGUGACUGUAAUGGAGGAGGAGUCUGUAACCCCUUAGGCUAUGUUUAUACCUCGGAAUUUCCGUGCGUAAUUCUGCUUGGAAUGUCAGCAUGAAAGUUCUGCUGCAGCAGAGUCCCCUUGAAUUCUACGAGAUUCUGCUGCUCUGUGCACAUGGCGUAAAUUUAGUUUUCCGUGCCCACGAAUCAACCUGUUCAUCAUUUCUGCGGACACCGCACGGAAUGCAUAGCAGUCUAUGAGAUGGGGCAUUCCUGUUCGGUCCUAGCACCAGCAUAAUUAUUCUACGGGAUGUCCACACAGGGAUUUUCUGUUCGGACAUUACGAAAUGUGACCAUAGCCUUAAAGGGUACUCCACCCCUAGACAUCUUAUCCCCUAUCCAAAGGAACCCCCGCGAUCUCUACUGCAGCAUCCCAGUCAUCUUGUGCAUGUCAUACCCCCUCCCAUAGACUUGCAUUAAGGGGGCAGGGUGUGACGUCACGAUCCUCUGGCCCCUGCGGUGGGACUCCUGCGAUCAGACAUCUUGUCCCCUAGCCUUUGGAUAAGGGAUAAGAUAUCUAGGGACGGAGUACACCUUUAAGGACCUUUUACAGCAGUCACUAAAGGGGCCUUGUUAUCCUAUGCUCUGAUGUUUAUGCUGAGGUCAGUAGCAAAUGCGGCAUCUAAGGGGUUUCAGAGGUGGGAUGGUUCUCUCUGCCACUCAUAGGCAUCCCUGCAAUGUAGUAUUUUUUUUUUUGUUUGAAAUGAAAUGCAUGACAAAUAUUCUAUACUGUAAUAUACUGUAUUGCCAUAA
Messenger RNA from Hyla sarda, 4837 nucleotides. It is a transcript of the gene SLC46A1, whose product is annotated as solute carrier family 46 member 1. Gene Ontology annotation, molecular function: transmembrane transporter activity. The record is from RefSeq and is a predicted model, not a curated record. Gene Ontology annotation, cellular component: plasma membrane. Gene Ontology annotation, biological process: transmembrane transport. Bases 93 to 1493 code for a protein of 466 amino acids. Lineage: Eukaryota; Metazoa; Chordata; Amphibia; Anura; Hylidae. The transcript has 5 exons.